Carassius gibelio (silver crucian carp) is the source of this 1051-nucleotide messenger RNA. RefSeq names its product homologous-pairing protein 2 homolog. The record is from RefSeq and is a predicted model, not a curated record. Gene Ontology annotation, cellular component: DNA recombinase auxiliary factor complex; condensed nuclear chromosome. Gene Ontology annotation, molecular function: recombinase activator activity; double-stranded DNA binding. Gene Ontology annotation, biological process: meiotic joint molecule formation; meiotic strand invasion involved in reciprocal meiotic recombination; homologous chromosome pairing at meiosis. Lineage: Eukaryota; Metazoa; Chordata; Actinopteri; Cypriniformes; Cyprinidae. Bases 139 to 864 code for a protein of 241 amino acids. The transcript is spliced from 8 exons.
AUUUAACACACACCAGAAUGGCGUUUCCAAGAUGACGUGCGUAGCUUCGUCACCGGUAGUCCCACAAUUCAACUCGGCGCGCGAAAGCUGACUGAGGAGGUAAACAACAGAGGAGUGCUGACCUAGACCGAAUAAACAAUGAGCAAAAAAGACAGUGCAGGUUUCGCUCAGAUCCUCGCUUACCUGAAUGAGAAAAACAGACCCUUCAGUGCUCAGGAUGUCUUUACAAACCUACAGAAGCAGUGUGGUCUGGGUAAAACGGCUGUGGUCAAAGCAAUGGAGCAGCUGGCCCAGGAGGGAAAGAUUCGAGAGAAAGUCUAUGGGAAGCAGAAGAUCUACUUUGCAGAUCAGUCUCAGUUUGCGGAUGUGAGUGAUGCUGAACUUAAGAAGAUGGAUGCUCGUAUUGCUGAAAUCGGCAAUGAUGUACAGACCAUAUCACAGAGCUGCAGGCAGCUGGAUACAGAACUGAAGGAGCUGAACAGCUCAUUAACCACAGCCGAGAUGAAGACACAGAUCCAGGAGCUGCAGGCGGAGUGCUCUGGGUACAGAGAGAGGUUGGAGGAAAUCAAGUCCGCUAAAAACCAUGUGACCCCUGAGGAGAGGCAGAAGGUUUACAAGGAGAGAGAGACUUAUGUGAAAGAAUGGAGGAAGAGGAAAAGACUGGUAACGAUCCGUAAAAACAUUUAUUCACAACUUCAGAAUUUGCCCAGGAGACAAAACGUCAACUUAUUUUUUAAUGAUGCAGCUGUUACUGAUAUGGUUGAAGCUAUUUUGGAGGGGUACCCAAAGAGCAAGAAACAGUUUCUGGAGGAGGCUGGGAUUGAAACAGAUGAGGACCAUAAAGUGACAAUGCCCAACAUCUGAUGGAGGACACACUGAAUAAAUUCAGAUGCCACCAACAUUGUUGCCGGGACACCUAACCUUUGGGAAGGUUGGAAAGUAAAGUAGAGGAUUCUUGUUAACAACGUGUUGAGAGAGAGAACAAACGAGCUGUAAAUAAGUUUGAACAUUGUUUAUUUUUCAAUUAAAAAAAAUUAUACUGAUACAAAAA